AUUUUAGUAUGAACCUUCAAUUUCCUGGUCUUGUAAAACAGAUUAUCUAGAUUUCUAUCGGGUAUCUUUUGUUGCAAUAAUUUUUAAAUGUCUAGAAGCAUAAUCAUCUUGUUCCAUAAUAUUUCUAUCUCAUAAAAAGCAAAGACAUUAAAAUGUCUUUUAAAAUUAAAAGCCAGUAAUUCUCAAAGAACAAGAAAGAACACCAGAAAACAACUUACUGAAAAACCUCUAAACCUAGUGGGAAAGUGUGCCAAAGGGAGUGCCAAGUACUCCUGCAAGGCAUUAGGCAUGGUUACCAACUUGAAUUACUGUACAAACCUACAAAGUCCCUGGAAUCACUGUCUAGUGAACUAAGUUCCCACUGCAUUGCAAAGCAACACUAUCUAUUCCUUGAUACUUCUCCAAACUGGUCGUGUGUAUCCUCUUAGACGACAGAGUAUUUCAGGGGAUAAUAUUUAAACCGAGUGAUACAGUUUUAAAAAAUACUACACUGAUCUGAUUUUUAGUUUUUUACUUUAUAAAUAUAUCUAAAGACAGCUAAUUCAACCGCUGGUUGCAUUCAGAUUCCUGGUCUAAUGACUUAGGAAUAAUCAAUGGGCAGGACAAUUGAUAAGAGGGUGGUGCGCACAGAUUUAUAAUAGAAAAAGUAAAGGGCUAGCUAAGAGCGGCUGAAAAAAAAAAAAAAACAGGAGCUGAGACGGGAAAAGUGAGGGUCGAACGACAGGACAGGAUGUUAAAGCAAGAUAGGGAAAGGAUAAGUCUCCGGGAAGAGUGAAUAACUCUAUCUUGCGGGACGCAAGAGUCCCAGUUGGAAGGGCAGGUUAAGCAAGCGCGCAGGUGGGAAGGGGUGUUGGCUUCCAAGAUGGGAAGAGUUAAGGUGAAUCAGGGAGAAGUAAGAAGCAAAUGCCUUCGCAUCAAACCUGUUGGAAUAAAGGGCGAGGACGACGCCAAGGUAUCUAAAGGAACACACACCGAGACCCCAGCAGGGUAGGAAAACCAAGCUCCAGAAGGAAAUGGCUCAGCUGGCACAGAGGCGAGCGGAGCCAGCCCCUGCGCUCGCUCCCGGGGCUGCGCCCUCGGAGGUUACCUUUGAGUUGGGGCAAGGGGUGCAGCUCCGCCUGGCUACCCUGGCUGCGGAACUGCGACGAGCCCUGAGAGCGCUUCUGUCUCUGCGCCUUGCGCACCGAUUUCCGGGUGAAGCCGUCCACUUUCUCCGAGGCCGAGAUGGCGGCGCUGGCAGCCCCCGCCGGCGGCGACGACGACGACAUCUCUGCGGCCCUGGCGCUUGGCAGCUCCGGCGGCUGCUUGCACCGCACAGGCAGCGGCAGCGACGGCAGGAGGAGGAGGCGGGGGAGAGGCGCGGAGAGCUCGCGCCCCUGCGCCCCGAGCUCCCGGCCACUCCGCCCUCCCGCUCCCGGGCACCGCCGAGCUUCUCCUCGCCGCCCGACAACGCCUCACGGCCACAUCUCAGCGCCGGAGGUUCCUGGUCCCCGCGGCGCGGCGAACUCCCCGGGCUGACGGAGGGAAGGGCGGGGGUGGAGGGGGGUGAAGAAGUUGUUGACUCCGGGCGCGGAGGGCGGGUGGAGGGGAGCCUGAAGUUUAGACAACUGAGACGAGAGCGCGGGGUGGCGGACGCGGAGUGCGCCUCUCGUCCCUUUAGUCCUAGUCGCCAGCCGGCCAGCCGGCCAGCACCUCAGCGCCCGCUGCCAGAGCCGUCCGCCCUGCCUGGAGCCUCCUCCCGGGGCGCUGCCAUCGCGGAUCCUCUUGGAGCCGUCGUCGCGGUGCCUUCUCUUUCCUGUCAGCGCUGGCCCCUCAUCGCCCGGGCGGUGACCCGCUGCCCCGACCCUCGGUGCACACACACUCGCCUCUGGCAGCGUCGCGCGGUGCGAACCCCCCUCCCCCAGGCGCCCGCCAGCCGCCCACGGAGAAACCCGGCGAGCGACCGCUACAACUUGAGAAGGUGGUUGGUACAGGCAAGGGAGAAUGUGUGUGCGUGUGCGCGCACGCGAAGGCGCGCGGCCCGGGGGAAGGGCUUCGCGGGGGGGUGGGAAGGAGGAGUUUGACUGACAACUUCCGCGGGGUCCCGCCAGCCUCACGAGGCUCGGGAGCCGGUAGGGGGUGAGAGAGCAUGCCAGCUCCAUCAGCCAAUCGCAGGGCUAAGCGGCAGAGACGGGGGAAGGCGUGGCCUCCUGGGCAAUCUCUCAAGUGUCAGGAGCUGGGAGGGAAGGCAAAGAGGGGGGCGUGACGGGGUGACGGACUUCAGCUACAGCCAAUCGCAAGUGAAGGCGGUGAGCGGAGUGCCAUCUGCGUCACAACAGUGUAACAAAUUCUCUCACGAGGGAGGGGAAGUGCCCCUCCACCAGCGGGCCUUGUACGCCUGCGCGCAGCUCCAGCCUAUAAUUGCUCUGCUGACAGACUUUGAGACCAGGCUAGAGGGUAGUUCGGGAGUCAAAAUGGGUCGCUCCUUGCCUUCCCUCUCCUCUCUACUACCAAUGAAGAACUGGAGCGACGGGUGGGGAGUUUCAGGGCAAGGGCGCGAAAGAGUGCCAGUUUUGCGUCACUGAAAAGGGGCGGAGCAAAGGUUUGGGUGGGCGCGCCAGAGGUGUGAUUGACAGGCAAAGGGGUGUAAGCGAAAUGAGUUUGUCCAAUCCGAACGAGGUACUGGACUCCUGGGCGGGCUUUAGCUCUUCGCUGGCUCUAAACCACAUAAUUGGUAGUUGGGUAAUAAAUUUGUAGCUUUGGUGGUUUAGGCACCGCAAGUCCCUGCGAGGUACUCUUGCGUGGGGUUUGGGCGGUCUAGCAUCUACUACUUCAAAGAGUUCUACAAGUCCAUGACCUUCAAAGAGAGGUUCCUCAUUCCCAACUCAGUAGCCCACUAAUUUUCACUCCUUCAGCCAAAGGCCUCAAGACUCUGAAAGUACAAAUUUUCUGCUCAGUGGUUUGUGGAUUUGGGAGCUUACCGUUUACUCUUGGGGUCUCUUCCUUGGAGAUUCCAUCUAGAUUUUAAAUAUCUUAAGGACAAGAAUUGUCCGUCUUAGUUUUUUGUGCAGUGCUUUCCACAUGAUAUUUAAACAAGUGAACUGAAUAGUCUGUCUCCUUUUGUUCUGGUGCACCCAAAUCUACAGUCUUCUUCUGCGAGCCCUAAAUCGUUUCCUUUCGACAUGAUAAAAAUAACUGCCAUGUAUUCAAGCAAAGUUACUUGCUACAUAGGAACAGAAAAUUCUGAUUUGGGGUAGGAAGUAGACCUGUACUCAAAACAUUUUCUCUUCAGACUCACUGGGUGGUGAAAUUAUACAGUUUUCCCAGUCAGGGAAGAUUGGAAACCCCAGUAGCAUCUAGAACACUUUUGUAUUUCUUAUCCUAUCAAGCUCCAGAUUGUGUGGAAUCUGCCUUCACAAAAGUUCAACAACAGUCCUUUACAAUUUGCGCAACCGACCACCAAACAUAGUUGAGGGCUUUUAAAGUGACUGCCACUUUUAUUUUAUCUGCAUGUGUGAAGAAAUACCUAGAGAAUACAGUCCAAACUCAAGGAUCUCUUCAGUCUGACUCUUGACUGUAUUCCUAUUGCAUGUAUUAUCCAUAUCAUUCAUAGGGUCAGACAUCAUUUUCUGUCUGAGAUGGUUGUAUGUUUGUUACCCCCCUGAAAGUUUGUAAAUAUCAAGAGAGCAAGAAUUUACUUUUUGUCUCCAUAUUCUGAGCACAGGAUAGAUAUACAGUAUAUAACAAUCUAAUUUUUAAUCCUCAAAAACAGAUUUCUGAACCUGUGGUUAUUGGAUCACCUUCAUCAACAUUCUCUGGGGUGUUUGUUUAAAAUUCAGACUGCUGGAUCUCAUCCUUGAAAAAAUAAUCAGAGCAUGUGGGAAAAGCUCUAAAAAAAAAUUUUUUUGGGGGGGGUACCAGGAAUUGAACCCAGGGGUGUUUUAACAUUGAGCCAUAUCUCCAGCACUUUUGCAAGCACAAGUACACAUUAAUUUUGAAUUUGUUUGUUUCUGGGGAUUGAACCCAGGGGUGCUUUUCAACUGAGUCACAUCCCCAACUGUUUAUUUUGGGGUCUCACUAAGUUGCUUAGGGCCUUGCUAAGUUGUGGAGGCAAGUCUCAAACUUGUGAUCUUUCUGCCUCAGCUUCCUGAGUUGCUGAGAUUGCAAGCAUGCACCACCUUGCCCAGCACUUGUGUACAUUGAGAUGAUUAGAAAUCUUGCAAUUUUUAGGAAGGACCUUUUGUUAAUAGGGCGAUACCAGCAGUCAUUGUUUUCAGUUGCUCCCACUUUUUGCUUUUUAAUUAUAAUCUUUUUAGCUAAGUUUACCAUUUUAAAAUAUAGUUUGUUGUGGGCUAUUGUACAGGCUAUUUUGUUGGUCAAUCAGGAAUUUAUAAGCGACUGAGAAUUAGAUUAGAGAUUUUGUUUGAAUGAGGAUAUGGACAAGACUUGCUGAUGGAUUGAAUGUGAGCUGUUGGUAUAGCAGAGGUAAUAUUAAUCCCAAACAUGCCAAUGUAUUUAUACUUUCUGAUAUCUGAUAAAUUCCUUUUCUGUAGCUAUGAAGUCUUUUGCACCAUCUAAAUGGGCUAUUAUAAUAAAUUUCCAUUAGCUCCUGGUCUACCCAUCUAUACCCUGUAUAGAUGAGAAACUAGGACAUAAUUUGAAAGGGCUCAGCUCAUGCCACAUAUCAUUGUCCUUGCAGAGUGGGACUCAAAAUCCCUGAGGUUGGCAAACUCUCUGCACUUUAAUUCAACCCUGCAAGCAUUUCUCAAGUGUCCUUUUUGUGUCAGGCAAUAUGCCAGUCACUAAGAAUGAAGAGAUAAAUAAAGCACAGCCCUUAAAAUUAAUCCAGUAAAGAGGGACAACAUAAACAAGUGAAUAAAAACUUAUCACAAAUGUUCUCCUUUUAUUGGUUCCUUUUAGUUAUUCAUGACAGUAGAAUCGAUUUUGACAUAAUUAUAAAGGCACAGAGUAUAUCUUAUUCUAAUUCAGUCCCCAGUACCUGUCCUUCCCUUUCCCUCCCCCCACCCUCGCUCUGUUUCUUCUAUUGAUCUUCCUGCCAAUCGCAAAUGUUCUUCAUGGUGUUAUGGGGGAAAUGGUGGGGAAAGGACUUCAUCUGGUUUGGAAAGAAAGAGUCAGAGAAAAUUUAACGGAAACCAGAAUGUUCGAAGGGAGUCUUGAAACAGACAAAGUUUUCAUGUGGUAAAGACAAGAAGAAAAAUAAUCUGCCAUUGAAGAAACUGGCUUACCCAUAUUUCUUCAUCACUAUAAUGAUUUCCAUAUCUAAAUGAACUUACUUAUUUCACCCACCAUGUUAUUAAAAAAUAAGAUUCCAUGACAGCAGAAGAAUAUAUUAUGCUAUAUCUGUGUCAGAACUUGACUUGAUGGUGGAGGGGCAAAGAAAAAGCAGAGAUUAACUUCAACACAUGACCAUCCUCCAAGUGUAUUAUGAAAACUAUGAUGGCAAAGAGUACUCUAUGGUUCCCCUCAUAUGCAGAUUUCAUAUGACUCUAUCAAUGGUCUUCUUUCAUCUACCUAUAAAAAGAAUCUAAUAGGUUCUGAGGCAGUCCCUAUUCUAAAACACCUAUCUGCUAAACAUUAACAUUGUAGUCUUUCUCCUUGACUUUCUACUUUGGGUCAAACUUGCAGAAAAAAAAAAUCAGUUUGAAAAUCAAAAAAAAAAUGACCUUUAUCUUCAGUGUACAUUAUUGUGUACAGUUUGACGAAACGAAAAUGAUAGAUUGAUUUUUCAGGAAUUAUUGAAUUGAGAAUUCUCUAAUAUUUUCAAAUUCUACAGUUUGGCUUUCAUACCAGAGGAUAUGAGUUUUUCGAAAAUAUGUGUGUUGCCAGGCACUGUGGCGCAUGCCCGUAAUUCCAGAGACUAGAGAGGCUGAGGCAGGAGGAUUGCAAGUAAAAAGCCAGCCUCAGCAAAAAGUGAUGUGCUAAGCAACUCAGUGAGUCCUUGUCUCUAAGUAAAAUACAAAAUAGGGCCGGGAUGUGGCUCAGUGGUGGAGUGUCCCUGAAUUUAGUCCUUGGUACCAAAAAAAGAAAAAAGAAUGUGUGUGUGUUCAGGUAUGUAAACACAAUAAAUACAAUAGUUGCUAUAAAUUUAACACCUACUAUGUGCUAGGUACCAUUCAUAUGAAGAAACUAGCUUUUUGGGGGGACAGGGGGGUUAGUAUCUUUGGGGAUCUUCAUUGUUUCAUUUAAAAAAACCAAUAGAAAUUCAAGGUUUUCUUUAUUAAUUCUGUACAAAGGCAUUUACAAAAAAUGAAAUUAGAAUGGAUUGGACUAUUAUUACCAAAGGUCAUUGUUCCUAUCUAGAAUUUUGUGUGUGUGUGUGUGUAGAACUACAGAGUUACGAAGAAAAUGAGACUAUCAAAAGACAGAGAGACUUAAUGUUUUCAUUCAUUCAAAAAGAUUUUUUUAUUAACUCCCUAUAAUGUUUCUUGCCCUUUCAAGUGCUUGGAGUAUAGCAGUGAAUGAGCUAAAGCUCACCAUCAGUGUUGAAGGCUCACAUCUAUUAAAGCCCAACUAUGGGAACAAAGUAGGGGAAUGCACCAGAGAAAAACACUAUGGGAUAGUAUGCAUGGACAGCUAAAGUGGCUUGGGUGAAUCCAUAGGGUGAUCAAAUUGUCCUGUUUGCUAGGGAUUUGCCCAGUUCUACCACUGAAAGUCCCAUAUCCCAGGAGCCCCCUUCAUUCUGGACAAGCAAAAUGGUUGGUCACACUAUGCACAUAACAAAAUGACAACACAUAUUUAUUAAAGGCCCAUUAUGAGCAAGGGCCAUAGAUAAACAUUGUGGUCUCCACACUAAGGGACCAUGAGCUCCAGAGGAAGUGAUGAGACACACGUUCAGGAAAAGAUAACCGCUCAUUCAGGCCAAACAAUACAUUCAGAGCACGCUCCCAGGUGGUGUUUGUACUGAGAAGGAGGAGAUGGGAUUUAAGCUGGACCUGGAGGACCAGGCAUAAUGACAAAAGUAGAGGAAAAGGAAAGAGGUAAAGGAAAGAGCACUAGCCCACUGUUUACUGCACAACUCUUAAACUCAACAAGUUCAACUUAUUAUGUCCACCCCUUCCUGUUCCUUUUGUCUCACUGUGUGGCGUCACUAUCCAUCUGUGGAGGAGAGAAACAACAUGAAGCCAUGGAAAUGGAAAGUACUGAUACAUAGAGGGGAGGUUAUAAGAUGUGUUGAUUCAAAAGGAAGUUCCUGGAGAGAGUGAUGGGACAGAGAACCGGAAAAGAUACAUUCAUGUACGUACUCAGCAAACAUUCAGUGCCUAUUAUUGGCUAUGUUUUGGUCUAGGAUCUAACUAUGGAAAGAAAAAAAAAUACUGUUUCCUCUCUUAGAGAGUCUGUAGGGGGAAGCAAGCAAAAAAAAAAAAAAAAACACUAUAGAGAGCAUACUAAAUACUAAAGACUGAAGGAGGAUGAAUGAGGAAUCUGUAUCUCCUGGGUGGGAAGCAAGAGAGUCUUCUAGAGAGAACCUCUCUAGAUUUGAGAAUUGAAGAAGCAGAAGGAGUUUGUUGGAAGAACAAAGAAAGGGUAAAUCAUUCAAGCAGUGUGGACAGAAUACUUCAGGACCCUGAGAGAAGGGGGCACAUCGGGAAGCUAAAAGGAGCUGGUCUGGACUUUCUGCAGUGGGCAGAAGGAAUCAGAUGAUGUCAAGAAGUACCAGGACAGAAAUGAGGCCGAUUUCUGGACUCAUGAAGCAACCCUGAACUUUGGAGAAGAAUCUGGGGAGAUUCAAAGCAAAUAGAACAGAGCCUUGCCCAGGGUAAAGACCCUCAAAGGGGACACGUUGGUGCUCUGGUGCCACUCUGCCCACUUCCCAAGGUGAUGGAAAGAUGAAAUCAUGAAUGUGAAAGGUCUUGAGAAGCACAAGUUGCUCACAAAUAUAAUAUAGAUUUUAAAUGGCCUUUGACUUUUUAAAGGGGGUCUUGGGCAACAAAGAAGAAAAUCCUGGAAGAGUGAGGCUGAGAAAUUACCCUUGGAUCCUCAGUGAAAGCUGAGUCUCAGUGGGAAUUGACUGUGAUCCCAGGCCUGACCAGAGACGGUACAUGCAUUAACCCCACCAUUAGCCAUGACAUUAGACCUUCCAGGCGAUAGCUGGGCUAAUCAUUAAAGGGACUCCAACAGAACAGAAGUUAAGAGAGAAGGCAAAGGGUGAGUUGGAGAAGCCAGAAAUGGAAGAAAAUGUGUGUGGGGGAGAGAGGAAGGGAGAGUACAUGUAAGAAAGAGACAGAAAAAGAUGUGGAGUAAACUGAUAAAGAAGUGGAGAUGAAGGAGAGAGGAAACAAGAGGUGACAGUGCCGGAGAUGAUGGGCACCACUGGCAGCUGCUCCUGUGACAUCCAUGACAUGGACUCCUCAGGCACUGGUUUGAUGGCAGACGCCACACUCGACACAUUCUCAUCAGAGCCCUGCUCUCAACUCUUGGUAUACCUGCCCCAAUUAUUUCAGAGAGAAAAAGUUGAGGAGGGUCUCCAAGGCAACCUGAUCUUGACUCCUCCCACCCCAGGUCUCCUGCAGGCCUUGGGCAGAAGGUGGCCAGGACAACCAGAAAGUAGAGGGUAUGACCCAGCCAGCAAACAGAGGGCUCUCAGUUAGUGUGCCAGCCUGUAAAUUGUCCUUUUGUUUUGCAGGCUUUACGGAACACGGUUUUAUUUCAUGUGACUGUGCUAUUUCAGGAGGAGUAAAUAUUGCCGGCGGUCUGUUUAAAAAGGCCAAUGACCUGAAAUGUUUUUUUUUUUUUUUUUUAAUUUUUUUUCUUUUCUUUACCGUUUGAAU
This is a messenger RNA of Marmota monax (woodchuck), 8768 nucleotides long. RefSeq lists its product as uncharacterized. The transcript has 3 exons. The coding region runs from base 1014 to 2063 and encodes 349 amino acids. The record is from RefSeq and is a predicted model, not a curated record. NCBI's taxonomy places the organism in Eukaryota, Metazoa, Chordata, Mammalia, Rodentia, Sciuridae.